Messenger RNA from Fraxinus pennsylvanica, 747 nucleotides. The record is from the annotation of a GenBank genome assembly. NCBI's taxonomy places the organism in Eukaryota, Viridiplantae, Streptophyta, Magnoliopsida, Lamiales, Oleaceae.
AUGACAGCUUCUGCUAGGAGGAGGAUAGCCUCCAUAGCCAAUCAUAUCAUGCCAGCUCAUCCAAACCAAAGUCAACCAGGUAAUACCAUUGGCACAAUGAACUGCAGCUCUUUAAUAAACAACAGUUUCCACCGGCUUCACGGCGAAGUUCCAACUCACAUUUCGGUAUGGUCUCCGGCGAAGGACGACUCCGGGAAGGAGUACACUGACAUUAUCUACGAAAAAGCUUCAGGAGAAGGCAUUGCCAAUGUCAGUAUAGACCUUAAACUGGAGAUCGGACAGAAUACAGAUAAACGGAAACCAGUGGAAGAAGAGGCGGAGAGGGGAGGACUGGAGGCCGGAGGCGGGCCAGGCGGCGACGGGAGAACUAGCGGAAGACUGGAGAACGAUCGAAGGGAACGGGCUGCUGGGCGAUUGGCGAACGAAGAGGAGGAGGAGAUGAAAAUCGAGAUUUGCCCAAUUCCAAUUGAACGAGAACUGAAGAAGGGAUCUUCUGCUAGGAGGAGGAUAGCCUCCAUAGCCAAUCAUAUCAUGCCAGCACAUCCAAACCAAAGUCAACCAGGUAAUACCAUUGGCACAAUGAACUGCAGCUCUUUAAUAAACAACAGUUUCCACCGGCUUCACGGCGAAGUUCCAACUCACAUUUCGGUAUGGUCUCCGGUGAAUGACGACUCCGGGAAGGAGUACGCUGACAUUAUCUACGAAAAAGCUUCAGGAGAAGGCAUUGCCAAUGUCAGUAUAGAGUAA